Messenger RNA from Saccharomyces paradoxus, 2466 nucleotides. It is a transcript of the gene SIP1, whose product is annotated as Sip1p. Gene Ontology annotation, biological process: signal transduction. Bases 1 to 2466 code for a protein of 821 amino acids. Lineage: Eukaryota; Fungi; Ascomycota; Saccharomycetes; Saccharomycetales; Saccharomycetaceae. The transcript has a single exon. The record is from RefSeq and is a predicted model, not a curated record. Gene Ontology annotation, molecular function: protein kinase binding. Gene Ontology annotation, cellular component: nucleotide-activated protein kinase complex; cytoplasm; nucleus.
AUGGGGAACAGUCCUUCUACUCAGGAUCCAUCGCAUUCCAACAAAAAGGAACAUGGAUAUCAUCUUCAUGAAGCAUUUAAUAAAGAUCGUCAGGGAAGCAUAACUUCUCAAUUGUUUAACAGCAGAAAGAGUACCCAUAAAAGACACGCCAGUCAUGCCAGUGACCAUAAUGGUGCCAUUCCCCCUAGAAUGCAAUUACUUGCGUCCCACGAUUCAUCAUCAAAUGGUGAUGGAAGCAUCAACAAUGAUAAUACUAUCGAUAGCGUACCCUCUCCCUUAUUUAAAAAGGAUUAUUCUUUGUCCGCUGUUGCGGAUGCGAAUGACACUACGUUGGCUAGUUUAUCUUUAAAUGAUGAUCAUGAUGAGGGUGCACCCGAAGAGCAGGUGAAAUCUCCGUCGCUCUUGAGUCCCGGUCCAUCAAUGGCCACUGUUAAACAAACUAAGAGCGAUCUGGACGAUCUAUCUACUUUGAAUUACACCAUGGUUGAUGAAACAACAGAAGAUGAACGAAACAACAAUUCACACCAUGAAAGGCAUCGCUCGAGUAUCAUUGCAUUGAAGAAAAAUCUUUUAGAAAAUUCAGCUACUGCCUCCCCUUCUCCGACAAGGUCUUCAUCGGUGCACUCUGCAUCACUGCCUCCCUUAAUCAAGACGGAUUCCAUUGAUAUUCCUGUAAGACAGCCCUAUGCAAAGAAACCAUCUGUCCAUGCAUACCAAUAUCAAUAUCUAAAUACUGACUCAAAAUUUUCUGAGAGCUUACAGAUAGAUAAAGAGAAAAACAGCGAUAGUGUAGAUGCAGAAGCAGGGGUACUUCAAAGUGAAGAUAUGGUUUUGAACCAAUCGCUUUUACAAAAUGCUUUAAAAAAGGAUAUGCAACGUCUUUCAAGAGUAAAUUCCUCCAAUUCAAUGUAUGCUACAGAAAGGUUAAGCCACAGUAAUAACAAUGGCGAUAGUGAAAAUAACAUUCGUAACAAGGGGAACUCGGGAGGUUCUAACGACGAUUUUACCGCACCUAUAUCUGCUACCGCAAAAAUGAUGAUGAAAUUGUAUGGUGAUAAGACCUUAAUGGAAAGAGAUUUGAAUAAGCACGAGAAUAAGACAAAGAAAGCACAGAAUAAAAAAUUAAGGUCGGCCUCAAAUUCAAGAAGAUCCUCAUUUGCUUCUUUGCAUUCUUUACAAUCAAGAAAGAGUGUCUUACCAAACGCUUUAAAUUUACAACCUUUGCAUCCACUACAUCCAAUUAUUAACGACAAUGAAAGCCAAUAUUCUGCACCGCAGCAUAGGGAAAUAUCUCAUCACUUUAAUUCCAUGUCAAGUAUGUCUUCAAUAUCAUCAACAAACUCUACCGAAAAUACUCUAGUUGUUUUAAAAUGGAAGGACGAUGGUAACGUGGCUGCAACCACGGAAGUCUCUAUAGUAAGUAAUGAUAUUGCUUCUGCUCUCAAAGAACAAAGAGAGCUUAGCUUGGAUGAGAAUGCAAGUUUAGACUCAGAAAAACAAUUAAAUCCUAAGAUCCGCAUGGUUUAUGAUGAUGUGCAUAAGGAAUGGUUUGUUCCGGAUCUUUUCUUGCCUGCAGGAAUUUAUAGACUACAAUUCUCCAUCAAUGGUUUAUUGACCCACUCAAACUUUCUUCCUACGGCUACAGAUUCAGAAGGCAAUUUUGUCAACUGGUUUGAAGUAUUGCCCGGUUACCAUACGAUCGAGCCAUUUAGAAAUGAAGCAGAUAUGGAAUCACAAAUAAAGCUGACAUCAGAUGAAGAAUCGCCCAAAAGGCCUGAACUUAAAAGAUUGUCUUCCUCCUCUCGAAAAUCUUCGUACUAUUCUGCUAAGGGUGUUGAGAGACCAAGUACACCGUUCUCGGAUUAUAGAGGCUUAAGUAGGUCAAAUUCAAUAAAUAUGCGCGGCUCAUUUGUACGCCUGAAAGCAAGUAGUUUGGAUUUAAUGGCUGAAGUCAAGCCUGAAAAGUUGGAGUAUUCGAAUGAAAUACCAAAUUUAUUUAAUAUAGGCGACGGCCCUACGGCUUCUGCAAAGGGAGAUUUCGAUGAUUUACCUCCUCAAGAUCGUCCCAGCUUUACGCAUAAAGUGGUUGACUGUAACCAAGAUGAUUUAUUUUCUACUUUACAGCAAGGUGGUAAUAUUGAUGCGGAGACAGCAGAGGCGGUGUUUUUGAGUAGAUACCCAGUUCCUGACUUGCCAAUAUACCUAAAUUCAUCCUAUUUGAACCGAAUACUAAAUCAAAGCAAUCAGAAUUCGGAAUCGCAUGAUAGGGAUGAAGGUGCGAUAAACCAUAUCAUACCUCACGUGAACUUGAACCAUUUAUUAACAAGCAGUAUUAGAGAUGAAAUAAUCAGUGUAGCUUGCACCACAAGAUAUGAGGGGAAAUUUAUCACCCAGGUAAUUUAUGCACCUUGUUAUUACAAAACACAAAAGUCCCAGGGCAACAACCAUAACUUUAAUUCACAGUGA